CAAUUUUUUUCAAAGCACUAUAAUGUUCUAUUCACAAAAUUGAUAUGACGAGUAACCCGGUCUACCUAGGGUUGAGAUAGUGAGAAAGAACCCCAAUCAAACCCCACUCACAAUUUAUUGCUCUAUAAAUCAACUCCCCCAUCAUCAUCAUCAUCAACCCUACACACUUCUUAUCUUUUCUUUCUCCCUUCAUCCAUCACUGUUCCCCUGUCGAAGAUUCCCUCCCAUCUCUCCGCUUCAAGACCAGCAAAUCGGAGAGGCCAGAAAGUAUUCUUUACCCAAUUAAAAGUGAGUGACAGGACCUGUCAGAUGAGGGUGUGAUACUUGUGGCAAAGGAUUAAAUCUUUGGAGUUUUUUUGACAUUGGAUUCAUGCCAGUUUCUGGAAAGGAAGAGCUUGGAAUGCCGUCUAGUAUCUCUUUCGCAGGUAUCCCUAUAAAGAAGAGAAGGUUCCCGUUUGUUUUUCCUUCUUCGUCUCCACCAGAAGAGCCAACAUCUUUUUGUGAUGGAAAUGAUUUAAAGAAAACAGAGUCUGCUUCGAUCCCGAGUUCAUCCUUCAACCCCGUCGAUACUACUAACAAUGCCAGUAAAUCUGAUCUCAACAAGAAUCCUCUGUUGGAGGCAAGACAAGAAAGGCUAGAAGAUGGACACAUUAGCUCUAGCACACUGAACAUAGAUUGUUCCGACUCCGAACUUGCUGAAGCUGAUGAUAGCUCUAUCAAACUUCCAAAGGGACCCUCUGUGUCCAAAAGUAUUGAACAUGAUUAUGUCUCUGUCCAUUCUUCUCAGGAACUUUCAGGAUCUAAACCCGCUGAAGCGAAUGCUUCAUCUUUCCAGUACAAGGAAGAAGCUUCUGGAUCCAUGCCUGCCCACACAAGUUUUUCAUCUGUGCAAUAUGUGGGAAAACCCUCAGGAUCUCAGCCUGCUGAAACGGAUUUAUCAUUUUCCCAAUCCACUAAGGAUCCUUCCGGAUCUAAAUCUGUCAAAACUAGUAAGGAAACAGGUGGCUUUCAACCCUCUCGGGAAAACGUUGCUUCUGCCCAGUCUAAUGAGGAGUCGCUGGGAUCAAAACCUCACAUCUUGAAUGAAAAGGUUCCGUCGGGUUCUGGUGCGGGGCCUUUGGACCAUGGUCUUCUUAAGGUAGCUUUAACUGAAAGCAACAUUGGGGUUUUAGAAAACACUUCAACAAAUGUGAAGAUGGAAAUCAUGGACAACAAAGAAGACAGUUGCACUAAAUUUCAACUUUCUGCACUUUUGGGGAAUGCUGAAUUGUCUUUAAGGGGGGCAAGCAGACAGAGCCUAUCGGUGGGAGUGCAAAAUAGAGAAGCUUCUGAGAUGUGUGAUAGUCUAGAUCCAUCGUUGUUAUCUCUGUCUCUACACAAAGAAAAGGCCAUGCCUCAAAUUGGAAGUUCAAACAGUAGGUCGAGUGAUGUUAGUCAUGAUACUGAUAGAUCAAAUUGGGAUUUGAACACUACUAUGGAUACUUGGGUAGGUUCUGAUAAAGCCUUUCAAGAUACAGAUAAAAUUGAUAGUCUUUGCCAUUUCAGUACUAGACAUGAACUUAGACAUAGUUUAAGCUCCAAUAGUAUGAUUGGUGCUUACAAUGAUAAAGGGAAGCAAGUUUGUGGAGUGUUUGAACCAACUUCUCAUUUUUCAACUACAUCUAUACAAUCUAGCCUGUCAUCCAAGUCACUGGAUUCACUUUGCCUAAGUCUCGGUAGCACUUUCCGUGGGUUCGAUCUAAGCAAGCCACAGGUUUGUUCAAUGUCCAAGGCAGACUCUAUCUUACAUUCUAAUACUCCUAGAACUAUUACAAACUUGAAUUCUGUUGGACGCGGAAGUGUAAAGGAAGAACCAAUUGAUGAUAGCUCAAAACAGGACUUCAUUGCUUCUAGCAACAGUACUUGCAGAACACUUGAUAGUGAUUCCUCAAAAAGGAAAUUCAUUGAGAGCGGAAACAUGGAAUCUUUGGAAUUCGAUAUUCAAAAGGUGAUAGGGAAAAAAUCGAUGAAGCCUGAACCCUUGCAGGAACCUAAUCAGGAAACUUGCAGGACGAUGUCAAACAUGGAGUUGCACCAAACUGUUGCAAAUGUUGUACCAUCAAAUGAGUCUUCUACUUUGCCAGUGCCAUUGAAAUCUGAAAGGCCGCUUCCUACAAAAUUAUCUACAUUUUCAGAGUUGUCUGUCGGCAGAGAGUUAUCCAAUCAAUCUGAAUAUUCUGUUCAUAGGAAAGAAGUUGAUGGUUGUGAGAAUACAUUAGAUCAGAUGAAUGCAGGCAGUGCUGCGAAAAAUGAACAUUCUGCACUAGAAGAUUUAAUUGCAUCUGGUUCUAAAACAGACGCUUGUGAGUCAGAUGGUGUGAAUGUAGACAGCUCGAAAACGUCAAAUUUGGAGCAAUCUAACGGACAUCCUCAUGCAACUCUUGCCAAUGGCGAGCAAGAUAUGGACAUAUCAGCUGUUAUGGAAGAAGAAUCCUUAUGUUCUGAUAUUGAAUCAGAUGGUCAUCAUCUUGAUUUUAAUGUUGAAGUAGAAGGUAGGCCGAGUGGAAAGGAAGACGAUGAGCUUGAAGAUGGUGAAGUGAGGGAGCCUACAUUGCAUUCAAUACCAGAAAACCCAAUUGUCGAGGGAUCAGAUUCAGAAAAGGUUAUUGAUUCUGAUAGUCACACUAUGGUAGCUUCAGGUGAUGAUAAUAUUGUCCGGUAUGGUGAUGAAGAAAAAGAUGAACCUAUGAUUCAUCCAAAGACAGCUACUAGUUACUGUACACGAGAGUGUGAUGGAACCACAGUGUCUGAAAAGUUAGUUGAUCAAUCUUUGGAGAUGGAUGGUUCGUCAAUCUCUACCAAGUCAGAAGUUGUGCCAGCAACAUGUUACUUUGAUGCUAUUAUGCCUAUAAGUGAAAUUCACCAAAUGCAUUUUGAAAAAACAGAAACAGAACAUAAGCAAGAGGAAAACAUAGAGGGAGUUUUAUGUGAUGAGACAGGAGUAACUGUUUCCAAGAUCUCAGUUGAGGAUGCUAAUGGAACUGCUAAAGAUUCUAGUGCAGUUAAGAGCCGGAUUAUCAAUUUACCCCGGGCUUCUAGUUCCAUUUCUCCUAGUAAAUCCAGAUCCGUCAUGGGUAUUCCAUUGUCAUCUAGAAGUGGAAGGGAAAGAUAUUUUGUUGUUCAGGAUGGGAAGUUUCGUCUAAGUGGGAAUAGAGGUGAAAUGUACCAUGAUGGUUCAAACAAAUACACAAGAGAUAGAUAUCGAGAUCGGUCUUAUGAAAGGCCCACCAGAGGGAAUUACAUACGUGGAAGGGGACGAGGUUCUGGCCGGUAUGGUAGGUCCCACCGAGAAUGGGAUUCCGAGCGCAAUUUUAGCUACAACAAUAACCGUAUGGAUGAUUACUGUUUCACUAGACAUAAGCGCGGCUCUUCCAUUGACAACGACGAAGCUGAACGGAACGACUUUGAUAUGUUACCCGACAGAGCAGUUUUGGGUCCACCCAGCAGAGGGAGGAAACUAUUGAAUGGUGGGUCCCCUUCUUUUCGGCAGUCUUCAUCAAGGAGACAUUCUCCUGGUGACAGGGGCAUUCAAAGACACGGUAGGAUUCCUAGAAACACUAGUCCCCCAAGUAGAUGUACUGAUGAAGGUGGUUCUGAGAUGGUUGAACUCGGGCAUGGCGAAAGGUUUGACAUGAUUGAUCCUCCAUAUAAUAGAAGUAGAGACGGACAAUUUCCCCGUGGGAAAACAAUGUUCCCUGCAUCCAUUCAAAGGCGCGGCGGCUACUCAAGAGUGCGUUCAAAAUCUCCGGAUGAAUCAGUUCAGAGACAUUCCUCUUCUGGCCAUUGGUCUUCUUCUCGUCGAAGAGCCAUGGAAGGAGGACUGGAUGAAUCUCCAAUCAUGUAUCGCCGUGUAGACAGGAUGAGGUCACCCGAAUGCGAUUAUUUUUCCGAAGAAAUGGUUCCAAGAAGGCGCGACUCCCCAUCGUAUUGCUCCAGGGAUGGGGAUGCAACAGUACAAGAAAGAAGAAGCCCUUCUAACCGUUUAUUUCCCAGAAAAGCCCCAAGACCUGAUGGUAUGAAUCGUGGGGACGACGAUGGUGAUGACUACUUUGGUGGGCCCACAAGUUCAAAUAGAAAAUAUAGCGAGAGACGGGCCCGGUCCUUUCGUGGUCCUCCAUACAACCACAACAACAACAACAAUGACAAUCACAUUGAGAAUUUCCGUUUCCAUUCCGGGGAAGAUGGACCUAGGACUUUUAGGUGUUCUCCCGAUGAAGAUCAGGAAUUCAUGGAAAGAAACAACACAAGAAGGGACAGGGAAUUCGAGGCGCGUUUGGAAAACAGGACUGGGAUUUCGCCCGGUAGGAGAAUGCGAAACAUGGAAGAUCAAGAAGGGAACUAUCGACCAAACGGCCCCCAAGUUUGGCGUGGAGACGGCAUGAAACGAAGAAGGUUUUGACUCUUUUCUGGCAUUCUUUGCCUAGGGUUUUGAACUAUAUAUAUGUGUGUGUAUUAAGUGCCUCUUUUAGGAGUCUUUAUGAAGGUGUUGUGUGGAUGGGGGGUUUAACCUAAUCACAAUGAGAUUCCUGAAGUAAUGCCCUCUAAGAAUCUUUUGUACCAUAAAUAAAUACAAGAUCCAAGCUACAUACAGGACAUGGACCUAACUGCUUUUACAGUAUGGGCAAAAGACAAUCAAGUGCAAAAUGUUGGGUAUCCAAAGGUGAAAGGCAGAGUUGUUCUUUUACAAACAAAUGUUGCUCUAAAGUUGUCACAGACAAGAAUAGGCAAGUUUUGCUUCAGAGAACAUUUUGUGCCCAAAACACUUUGGCCAUUGCAUUACUAAGGGCUCUAUAGUCUAUAUACUCUGCCUCUGCAGAUGAUCUACGAACGAAUUCUUGCUUGAUCGACUUAGACAUGAUGUUCGACACAAACAAUGGCAUACUCUGUGUCAACCCUUCCAUUAUCGCGAAACUGUUUCUGAUUUGAGUUUGAAAAUGUUGUGAGAAUAUUCGGAAACGCUUCACUCAGAUACGAAUUUUGAUCGAUUCUCCAAAUGAAACCCAUACUCCAACCUUGAGGAUCAACGAUGAAAU
Messenger RNA from Cuscuta campestris, 5072 nucleotides. The record is from the annotation of a GenBank genome assembly. NCBI's taxonomy places the organism in Eukaryota, Viridiplantae, Streptophyta, Magnoliopsida, Solanales, Convolvulaceae.